AUUUUCGAUUGCAAUGUUGCGCAGCGUGUUGCUUCGUGGAGUGGCGGCGGCGUCGUCCCGCAAAGCGGCGGCGGCGAUGACCGUGAUGCGACCCUCGUCCAUGCGCUCGUUCUCGUCCGACAACAGUGACGACAACGACUCCAAGAAGUCGACGACGUCGCGAUUCCUCAAACUCGCCGAUCAAAUCGAAGUGUCCGACCAGUUGGCGCCAGGUGAGGAGGAAGUGGAGCUUCCGAACGGAUACGAAGAAGAGUUCUUCAUCGACUUGAACCCUGGGGGAGUCGGUUUGGACGAACAGGACAACAUCCGCAUCUUCGACCAGUACAUGUCGAACCCGUUGGUGUUUACGAUCCACAAGCUCGCGACAGACAACCGAGUGUCCGUGGAGCGCAUUGAAGCGACGAUCGUGUUCCAGGGCAUCGAGCGCGGUCUGUCGAUUGCCGAGUUGCGCGAAAAGGUGUUCAACAUCAAGGAAGCAAAGCAGGCCGAGAUCGCCGAGGGCAUCAAGAACCCCGUGGCAUCGCUCAAGGGUUCCAAGGGCAAGAAGGGCAGCGAGGGCAGCAGCAACUACAUCAACACGACGCGAUCGUUCCACGACGAAGACGAAGAAGUGUCGUUGCUGUCCAACGAAGAGUACGAAGAAGCCAACAAACCCGACCGGUUGCGCGAGCCCAACUUUCUCUUCCUGCGAGACGACAUGAUGGACGAACUGCCGCCCCUCCACCGCCAAUUCCGCAAGCAAAAGGGCACGGACCAACUGACCGUCGCGGAAGCUAUCGCGCUCCAGCGCGGCGCCGAGAACAACAAGGUGACGCUGCUCCCGAGCUUCGCCAAGGGACUCAACCCCACGGGCAAGUGGAAGAUCGCGAUCAAGGACAUCUCGACCAAGAAGGCGCCGCUGUACAUGCGCGACGUCGACGGCAGCUACCGCCUCGCGUCCGACGACGAAGUGGCCAAGCGCACAUGGGUGAAGCGACCUCCGUUCUUCCAAGGCAUCGAACGAUAUGUUUAAGCAUCUUAUUGGACCGAUCAUCACACCCCGAUUAAUUAGACACAACAGAGGACUGUACCAUGGUCAAAAUACAUUGCGUUAUUGCUAAGUUAGUAUAGUAUCGUUCGAGUAAUAUUCAUACUAGUAU
This is a messenger RNA of Aphanomyces astaci, 1139 nucleotides long. RefSeq lists its product as hypothetical. The transcript has 2 exons. NCBI's taxonomy places the organism in Eukaryota, Oomycota, Saprolegniomycetes, Saprolegniales, Verrucalvaceae. The record is from RefSeq and is a predicted model, not a curated record. The coding region runs from base 14 to 1012 and encodes 332 amino acids.